AUGGCAGAACUCGGUACCAGUCCAGGUCCCGAUCCAAUUCUAGAUCCAGACCCGAGCACCACCGCAGAUACCGACACCGACACCGCCACCGCUGAUUCCGACCACAACAACAUUCCUAACGCCGAUGACGCCCGACUUCCUGACGCCGAUGCAAUGGCCGACUUCGUCCAAACUCCCGCUGCCCGCCCGAAUGAGGGGUCCAGGAUGCGAUGCUGCUGCGGACGCACAGAUUGUGUCUAUUUGAAGCACAGCUGCACCGUCCUCGAAACGGUCGAAAAGGACGUCCAUACCGCUGCCAAGCUGGGCAAGGCUCUUCUUGCUCGUCAUGAGGCAUACAUGGCUGAUGCCGAACGAGACCGCAUGUCAUUGACGACCCGCAUAGAGCAGCUGGAAAACGAAAAGGUGGAACUGCAGGCCGAGAACGCGAGAACGGUCGAGGAGAACCGUUCCUUGCUGGACCAGCUCGAAAUGCUCAACAGCACGGUCCAGGACUCCGACAUCCGCAUCCAGACCCUCGAGGCCACCUUGCUGUCGUCCCACCAGGCAGUGCGUCGCCUCGAGGGUGCGGCCGCCCGCGCUGCAGAGAUGGAACGGCAUAUUGCACUCCUCGAACAGGAGCAGCUGCGUCUGCAGAACACUCUCAUCACCACCGAGUCCGAAGCCCGCUCCGCAAUGCAGCGGUGGAGGAAGGCCGAGAGGGGCAUCUCCGACCUUCAGGAGCAACUCGAGCGCAUGGAAAAGGAGGCCAAGGAGGAGCGAGAACGCCAUGUCGAGGUCCUCGGUCGCAUGGAGCGCCAGCGCGAGAUGGAGAAGGAGCUCAACACUGCCGCCGGACGCCUCAAGGGAGCUGCCGCGGCCAAGUCUCUUACCGCCGGGAAACCCGCCAGCAGCGUCGUGUCCCACUUCGUUCGGGAUCUCCUGCAGGACAAUGCAAACCUGCAACUUGGCAUGGCCGAGCUUCGGGAAAUGCUUAUCAACUCAAACGACGAGAUUCAGGCCAUGCGGGACCAGUUGAUGUGUCACCAGCCCAUCGGCGACGAGGACCCAAGGACCACAGCAACAUUACGUGCGGAGAUCGGGCCAGAGCUCGGCGAGUUGACGCAAAACAUUUCUCAGGAACUUCACAUUCACCACCACUACCAUGUUGCGGAAAAGACCAAGCCCAAAAAGAAACGCCACAGCUUCAACCCAGGCGUAUUUUCACCUGCUAGCAUUUCGCGAUCCUCCACGCCGCCGGCCGUAUGGCGACCCGGUCCUUCGCCGAUAACACCGCUGGCUUCCCACUCUCACAAGGGCUCGACGUCGACGCUCUCGAUGCCGCCGUCUAACCGAUGGUCCGUCUUUUCGGAUCAGCCUUCCGAGUUUGCCCCUUCGUCUGUCCCCAGCUCGCCGCAGUCGAACCCCCGCCUUUCCAUGUUCGACAGGCCGAUGCUCGAGACCGAUUUGCCCAUGUCGCCGACGACGAGCUUGGACCCCUCGUCGCCUACCUGGAAGCUCUCCCACAGCAAACGCCCGUCGGAGGCAUCGAUCCGAAGCUUCACCAUACCCUCCAAGCUCAUUAGUGUGGCUUCACCGGCACCACCGGCCGCGCCCAGCUUGCAUGUGUCCCAGCACAUUUCGUCCACAAUCGAGGAAGAAAGGGAAGAGAAUGGCCCUGAAGAAGUACCGGGUCUUAUUACGCCCAACGAUGAUCACACAGAGACGGAGCCGGAGACGGAAACCGAAACAGAGGUUUCCUUCUCCAAAGACGAGGAACUACCCCGCAGACGUUUACACCGCGCCGUUUCUCACGAAUCGAUCAUGUCCUUGUCAGGAGGAUUGGACAUCCACACGCUCAAGGUGCGGCCAAGUCAACUGACGCUUCGCCCGCUGGGUGGAGCCGAUGCCGUAUUUACCGGCGUCACAGCACGGUCUACGAUAUCACGGGGAAGCGACAAGCGUAGCGACGCUUUGCUGCGCGAUAGUCUCGCCGGCCGACCGAUGUCGAGAAUGGUGUCGACGCCCAUUCGAAGUGGAUCCCCAGCAAGCACACAUUCCCAGCAUUCUCAAAACUCGGGCGGCCUGGGCAGGUGGGUCAGCUGGCGGCCAUGGACCGGAGGCUCAGCGGCUUCGGCAUCCCGGGCGACAACGCCGACAGCGGCACCGCCGACGCCGACGCCGGCCAAGCGCAGCGGAAAGGAGAAGGAGAAGGACAAAGACCUCCUCAGAGCGCCGGGCAUCAACCAGCCUGGCGCCAUUCCCGGCUUCCAAGAAUACCUGGCGGCCCACCAGCGCCGCGGUCCUCCGAGCAAGGUGUUGCCUGAUGCUGUUGAUGUCGAUGCGCUGCGAGAAGUCCUCGAAGAGUGA
Molecule: messenger RNA, 2346 nt
Organism: Colletotrichum spaethianum
Lineage: Eukaryota; Fungi; Ascomycota; Sordariomycetes; Glomerellales; Glomerellaceae
Exons: 2
Coding region: 1-2346 (781 amino acids)
Source: RefSeq, a predicted model, not a curated record